Molecule: messenger RNA, 5122 nt
Organism: Dermatophagoides pteronyssinus (European house dust mite)
Lineage: Eukaryota; Metazoa; Arthropoda; Arachnida; Sarcoptiformes; Pyroglyphidae
Gene: RhoGAP1A
Product: Rho GTPase activating protein at 1A
Biological process (GO): positive regulation of GTPase activity; intracellular signal transduction
Cellular component (GO): membrane
Molecular function (GO): GTPase activator activity; guanyl-nucleotide exchange factor activity
Source: RefSeq, a predicted model, not a curated record
UAUAUCAUUUUUUUUGUUUACUGUGGUUUUGUAAAUAUGAUUUUAAUUUAUAAUAAGUUUAAAUAAAUAAGGAUGCCCAAAAAAUCGACCAAUACAUCAUUAUCAUCAUCAUCAUCAUCAUAUUCCAUAAAGAAACGUGUAUCUCAAUUUGAACAACAAAAAGAACAAUCUCUUACCGAUGACCAUAUGGCCGAUUCUUCGGAAGAAUCAUUCAAUGCAAAUGAUCAUUUCAUCAAUGUUGCAUUCGAAAGAUUCAAACAUGAAUUUAUUGGACUUUAUCCUGAAUCGAUGUUACCAUUCGAUCAACUUGAUUCAUUAAAUCAAGCCAGAAAUUUACUUGAUGACCAAAAAAAUCAUAUCCAAAAAUUAAGUAGAGAAUUGAAUCGUUGUAAAUUUACCAUUAAAUUUUUGGAAGAAAUUAUUAAUCAUCAUGAUAAAGAAUCAAAACAACAUGAUCAUCCUAGAUCCAAUAAUAUUGGAAAAAAUAAUGAAAUAUCAAUUAGUGAUGAUACUAUGAUGUUGAACACUUCCGUUGAUGUCACUGCAAAUCCAUCAUCAUCGCAAUAUGUCACUGUGAUAACAUUGAAUGAUAGCGCUUAUGGCGAAAUUCAAAAAAUUUCCCCAAAUAAAACUUCACCUACAUCGUCAUCAUCAUCAUCAUUAGUAACAGCAGCUGUGGAAAACAAUGAUGUUAAUGAUGAUGGCAAUGGAAAUGCCCAUCACAACGAAAUCGAAAUGGAUCUUCAACAACAUACAGCCAAAACAGUACCCGAACCAAUAUAUUCGAAUACUCUGGAGGCACAAAAAUCUACACUUGAUAAAGCAAAGAAACGGCCACCCACACCACCAAGGAAACCAAAAUUGCCCAACAAAUCAAUGAAUAGCCAUAGCAAUAACAGUAUAAACAAUAUUGAAACAUCAGCUACUUCGAAACCAUUGUCAUCAUCACCAAAUCAACAAUCACAAUUGACUAAAAGCGAAAGUCUUACAACAGCAACGACAACAACAACUAAAUCGAAACCAUCAUCUUCAUCUCAUUGCAAUCGAUCUCAAUUCCAAAGAAAAUUCAACGGCCCAUUACAACGAAUCGAACAAAAACAUGAAAUUGAUUCCAAUAAGAUAAACAACAAAAGAUUUAAUAAAAAAUCAACACCAACUAAUAAUCAGAAUAAAGCACCAUAUAUGCGAACAUUUAGCCUCGAAUCAAAUAUUCCAUCAUCACCAUCGACCGAAUCAAAUCGUAACAUGAUCAAAAGAACAGAUGAAACAGAACUUUCAGAUUAUAAUAAUAUCUACGAUACCGUAGCACCUGAUGAUUCUGAUAGCAUUGAACAUGAUGAUGACGCCAUUAAUGAAAAAACAAAUAAAAAUUGUGAUAAUCGAACUAAUGAACAUAAUUUAACAAGUAAUGACGAAGAGAUGGAAACCUCUAGUCAGGAAAUGUUGAGCAGAUCAUCAUCAACAGAUGAACUUUCCAAUUAUGUUAAUAUUGAUUAUUUUUUACGCAAAAAUUCUGUUGGUCGUUCCAUUUCGAACAUACCAGUUUCAUCUCGUGUAUCAUCAACUGGUAAUCGAAAGAUAUCCUCUACUGGUUUAAAUGUAGAAGAAUCAGAGAAUGAAAAUGAAAAUUUUUCAAGUAUAAAAUCUUCAUCAGAUUAUGAUAAUUUUGGAUCAAGUGAGAACAUAUUGAACCAGUUUCAAAUUCCUGCAAAUAGUGCUGCAAAACGUUCGUUAAAUUCAAUUGGUGCGACGAAUAGUACUUCAUCUUCAUCGAGUCUUCGACUUCGAAACGCAAAAUUAUUAAAUAAAGAAUCCAAUAAUAUAGAAUCUAAUUAUUCAUCUAAUAGUAUAAUGUCGACAUUCACACCACCACCUUCAAUGCGUGAUAAAGAAUUCAAUUUCUCCAAACACACUACUCAAACAUCAAAUAAUUCAGCACAGGAUACUUUAUCAAGUGAAAAGGAUGAAAAUUCUACCUAUAGUGAUGGGUCGGAUUUUAAUUUGUUGAUGGAUGGAUCUUCAUCAUCGCCACUGCCGAAAAAUAUUCCAUCCACUUCGUCACCUUCAACCAUUGCAUUAGAAACGGAUUUCUAUGCAUUCACAGAUAUUAUCAAUCAUGAAAAUGCAGCUAAAACAACAACCGGGACCAUAACAGAUAAUUUUGAUUCCAUUGAUACUUCAGACGAUUCAUUGGACCGAGAUGUAAAAUCCAUAUCAACAAAAUUUGAACAUCAAGGAUCAUUGAAAUCGCCUGUAAAAAAUAAUAUUAAUGUUGAAAAUUUGAUUGAUGAAAACAACAAAUGUAUGACCAUUAAUAAGUCUUUUACGAUUGAAUCUGAACAAUCACAACAAAUGCAAUGGAGUAUUGUACGCAGUAUAAUUGAUAGUGAAACUAUCUAUCUGGAUUGCUUAAACACAUUAAACAAAUAUCGUAAAGCAUUCGAAUCAGCAUCCAAAAGUGAUAAUGCCCUCAUAUCUACAGAGGAUAUAGAAUCCAUAUUCUAUAGGAUUGCUGAUUUAUAUGAUAUACAUAAUGCAUUCCUUGCUGGAUUGAAAAAAGUUGUACAUGGUUUUAAAUUACGACAUUCACCUAUGAUGGCUGAUUCGAAAGUAACCGCAAAAUUUAUUGGGAAACAAUCGAUUGGUGAAUUGUUCAAUCGAUUAGCUGAACAAUUACCUGUGUAUGCAGAUUUUUUACGCAAUUAUUCGAAAGCAAUUGAAACGGCUAAUCGUUGUAGUGCUAAUAAUUCACGCUUCUUUGACAUUAUCAAGUCUAUCAAAUUAGCAUCCGCUCAUGUUCAAUUUAGCAAUCUUGUUGAUAUGUUACAUGAACCAGUUGCUCGUUUACAAAAAAAUGCAUUGGUUUUACAUGAUUUGCUCAAAUACACAGAAAACGAAGAUGAUCAACAAUUGCUCAAAAAUGCAUUGAGAUUAAAUCAAAAGUUUUUCAAUGAUUUAAAUCUAGAUGCCGCGCGACGAUUAUUCAUGACACACGAUAAAUUCAAACGUCGUUUAGUUAAAGAAAGUUUCAUCAUAGAAAGUGGAGAUCGUCGUAAAUUGCGACAUUUAUUCCUAUUCAACGAUGUGAUCGUAUCAGCCAAAUAUAAAGCUUCGUCCAAGCAAAAGUUUACAUUUGAAUUACGAUUUUUUCAAAUGCUCAGCGAUAUCGUUUUGGAUUCAAUUCCUAAUCUUUCAAAUCUAACCAAUUCAUCUGAAUCAUCACAUUCAUUUCCAGUCACUCAACCACAGUCCUCUUCCUCAUCAUCAUCAUCCGUGCAGCAUACACUGAAUAGUAGUAAUAAUAGUAAUAGUAACCAAUCGAACCAACAUGAAUUGGAAAAAGAAUCCAAAGAUCUUCAAACUACUGCUAAUCUUAUAUCAAGCCUCAAAUCAAGAGCGUUUUCCGCAAGGCUUGAUCUGUAUAUUGAAGAAAAACGAAAAGGUCAUACGAAACAAUCGGAUCGAUUACGAAAGAAAAUAUCUGAAUUGGAAUCCGAAUUAAGCCUAUAUUUGCCUCAGCUUAAAUUCUCAUUCCGUGUAAAGAAUAAUCCAAGUAAAUGUUAUACAUUCUUUUUAUCGUCAGAAUAUGAACGAAAUUGUUGGAUUGAUGCAAUCAAAACGUUACAACAGAAUGCAUCAUCUGAUGAACAUGCAAACAUACAUGUUUUACAAAAAUGGAUUGAAUCUUGUCGAAAAAGCAUUAACGUCAAUUGUGGUUCAUUCCUGUUACGUUCGAAUAAAGAUGAAACGCUUCGAUAUGGUGAUCUGCAAAUGCGUUUAAUCGAUCUGGCGAAUUUUCAUUACCAUACCGAUCUAUUCAUCGUAAUCGAAACAGAUUCAUUUGGUCAUUAUUUUAAACGAGCAGUCGCCCGUUAUCUGAUGAGUGAUUUUGUACAAAAACAAAAUCGGUGUCAAGAAUUUUUAAUCGAAUUAGAAGGCUCGCAAAUUGUUCGAUUUUUGUUGUAUGAAAAACAUUCAAAUCAUCAUCAACAGCAACAACAAAUAAAUGAUAAUAACCAUAAAAAUGAUGAUGAAAAUCGAUACCAUCAAUUUAAGGGUAAAGCAAUUUUCGAAUUGACUGCUUCUUGUACAAGUUCGGAGCCGAAAAUGUCGGAAAUUCAAAUCGGUGAUUAUACAUUGUGUUUUGAAACACGUUUCAUUCCAUGGAAUUCGAUUAUGGAAACAAUACCACCAAAUAAAAUCUAUGGUUCAUUUGGUGUUAGCAUUAGUCAAGUUUGCAAAAAAGAAAAAAGUACCGUUCCAUAUUUGAUUUUAAGCUGUAUAUUAGAAGUAGAACGUCGUGGCCUUCGUGAAGUAGGUAUUUAUCGUGUUUCUGGUCUUUCAAGUGAAGUUCAAAAGCUUAAAAAAGCAUUCGAAACAAAUCCACGUGAGGCAUGUUAUCUAAUUAGAGAAACGGAUAUACAUUCGGUGACUGGUCUGUUAAAACUAUAUCUUCGAGAAUUGCCCGAAUCAUUGUUCACCAAUGAUAUGUAUCAACAAUAUUUCGAAGCCAGAGAUUUGAAAAAUCCUGAAGAAAAAGAAAUGAAAAUGACAUCAUUAUUAGCGAAACUAGUUGAACCGAAUCAUUCGACAGUAAUCAAAUUGAUCGAACAUUUAGUAUUGGUUAAUCAUUUUGAAGAGGAUAAUAAAAUGUCAUUAAAUAAUCUGGCAACUGUAUUUGGACCAACGAUGUUACGAACUAAUUCAUCAUCUACAACCACUUCAUCAUCUACAUCAGCAUUAGGUCAAACAUCAUCGAGCAGUAAGAAUUCCAUCGGUGGAUCUUCAUCAGCCGCUGCAAGUCAUCAACAAAUGAUGGGAUUUAGUGGCAAUCCUAAUCAAAUUACGCCUAAUAUUACCCCAUUAAUGAUCAAUACGGACCUGUUUACAGCAUCCACUAUCGAUGUAAUGGCUCAAGCAGAUAUCUUAUAUUUCUUUCUUCGUCGUAAAGCGGAUGGUUAUUCCCUUACAUCGGUUGAUCAUCAAGAAGAGACUUCCCUUUGAUUGUUAGAGCACAUUAUUUUUUUUAUAGAUCACGUUAUUUUUAUUCUGGUCAUUUGCCAAAAUGUUGUUUAUUCUUUUAAACCAGCCGGAUUGGCUUAAUUAUUCCAUUAUUUACCCA